This is a messenger RNA of Grus americana (Whooping crane), 7218 nucleotides long. It is a transcript of the gene RFC1, whose product is annotated as replication factor C subunit 1. Gene Ontology annotation, molecular function: DNA clamp loader activity; DNA binding; DNA clamp unloader activity. Gene Ontology annotation, biological process: DNA replication; DNA repair. The transcript is spliced from 25 exons. Gene Ontology annotation, cellular component: DNA replication factor C complex; nucleus. The coding region runs from base 201 to 3665 and encodes 1154 amino acids. NCBI's taxonomy places the organism in Eukaryota, Metazoa, Chordata, Aves, Gruiformes, Gruidae. The record is from RefSeq and is a predicted model, not a curated record.
CAACCGUCGGGGGGGUAGGAAGCACAAGGGCCGCCGCCGCCCCUCCCCGCCGUGCCGUUCCGUGCCGUGCCGCCGCCCCGCCCGUCGCGGUUGUGACGGCAGCUCCGCGCGCCGGGUUGCGGGAGUUGGCGCGAAGGCGGGGGGGCGGGAGGCAUGGAGCCAGAGACGUCCCGCUAGCGAGAUAAACCGCCGCUGGCAGCAUGGAUAUCCGGAAAUUCUUUGGUGUUGUACCUUCUGGAAAGCGACAGGAAUGUGAGACUGUGAAAAAGAGUGAAAAAAUUAAAAAUGGUGAAGGACCUUCAAGUGGGAAGAAAAAGGGAAAGGAGACUAAGGUGAAUAAUUCACCCAGUGAAGAUGAUUCCAAACAAAAGCGGACGAACAAGAAAAAAAGAAUAAUCUAUGAUUCAGAUUCAGAAGAGGAGGUGCAGUCAGUGAAAAAAUCCAAGAAGCCAUCUGAGAAAAAAGCAGCUACUUCAAAACUUGGUAAAGUUCUAAAGCAGGAUCCUGUUGUUUAUAUUUCAGAGACAGAUGAAGAAGACGACUUUGUCAAUAAAAGAAUUUCCCUGAAACCGAAGGAGAAUGGGACAUCAGUGAUUGGUUGUCCAGGAACAACUGCAGUGAAAAAGGAAGAUGUAAAACCACGACCUAAAAGCAAGCCAUUAUCUCCAGUGAAACAGACUCCCACAUCAGCACUUGAUUACUUUGGGACAAGUAGUGUCCAACGAUCAGAAAAGAAGCUGGUAGCAAGUAAAAGGAAAGAACCUUCACAAAGCAGAGACAGCACACUAGAUGAUGAGGCCAUUGCUAGGCAACUGCAGCUUGAAGAAGAUACGGAGCUGGAGAGACAGCUGCAUGAAGAUGAAGAAUUUGCUAAAACUUUGGCCAUGUUGGAUGAAACACCACAGAAGAAAAAGGCUCGGAGAGAUUCAGGAGGAGAGCAAACAGUAUUGAGCAUCAAGAGCAGUCCUAACGUGACAGAAAGGUGUAAGCAGUCGGAAAGAGCAACGAACUCAACAGGUGAAACAAAGAAUUACACUGCGAAGCAGCAAACUAAAUCUGAACAUUCAAAAGGGUCUCGUUUAUCCUCGCAACCAUCUGAUGGUAAAAUCGCAAGAGAGUUGAUGGAUAACACCUUGCCUUUGAAACCUAGCUCUAAGCUUGUGUCUCUGAAGCAAAAAGAAGAGAUUGCUGAAAAGGAAAGAGGUGCUCAAAGCUUAGUAUCAAAAGAAAAAACUGCUUCAAGGAAAGAGGAGAAGACAACACCAAAGAAGGAGAAAAUUUCUCCCAAGAAGACUGAGUCCAUAAGUCCUGAGGACUCCGAGAAGAAGCGAAUCAAUUAUCAAGCCUACCGAAGCUUCCUUAAUCGCGAGGGUCCAAAAGCGCUGGGUUCCAAAGAGAUACCUCAAGGGGCUGAAAACUGCUUGGAAGGCCUGACAUUCGUAAUUACAGGCGUUUUGGAGUGUAUUGAAAGAGAUGAGGCCAAGUCUCUGAUUGAACGUUACGGAGGAAAAGUAACUGGCAAUGUCAGCAAGAAGACAAACUAUCUGGUUAUGGGGCGAGACUGUGGCCAAUCAAAACGUGAAAAGGCAUCAACUUUAGGGACUAAAAUUAUUGAUGAGGAUGGCCUGUUUGAUCUUAUUCGAACUAUGCCAGGCAAAAAGUCCAAGUAUGAGCUGGCAGCUGAAACAGAGGCGAAGAAAGUGGAGUCAAGACCUAAAAGGACACCACAGAAAGCUGAAGCUGGAAAAAGGAAUUUUAGCCCCUUCAAAAGGGACGCUGAUAAUAAAAAACAGAAGUCUACUCCUGAAAAAGGACAUAUCAUCACAUCUGUUAAGAAAGAAACCACUGCUGCUCGAAAGCUUCUGGAUUUUAAACGGCAAACUGUAGAAAAGAAAGAAGCCCCAAAAUCUAACGGGAUCUCUGUUUCUGAGAUUAACGACGGCGAAACAGAGAGAUUGCUAUGGGUAGAUAAAUACAAACCUGCAUCUCUUAAGGCAAUAAUUGGACAGCAAGGUGAACAAAGCUGUGCCAAUAAACUGCUCCGAUGGCUCCGAAAUUGGCACAAGAACGCUUCAGAAGAUGGACAAGCAAAGACCAAUAAAACUGGAGGCAAAGAUGAUGGUACUGGUUUUAAAGCAGCAUUACUUUCUGGUCCACCUGGAGUUGGUAAAACUACUACAGCUUCUUUGGUUUGUAAGGAACUGGGGUAUAGCUAUGUGGAGCUGAAUGCCAGUGACACUCGCAGUAAGAACAGUCUAAAGGAAGUAGUUGCUGAAUCGCUCAAUAACACCAGCAUCAAAGACUUCUGUUCCGGCACAUCCUCAUCAGUUAGCGGGAAACAUGUAUUGAUCAUGGAUGAAGUGGAUGGUAUGGCAGGCAAUGAAGACAGAGGAGGGAUUCAGGAAUUGAUUGGUUUGAUUAGACACACAAAGAUACCCAUCAUCUGUAUGUGUAAUGAUCGCAACCAUCCUAAAAUUCGUUCCUUGGUCCACUACUGUUUUGAUCUUCGUUUUCAGAGACCUCGUCUAGAACAGAUUAAGGGUGCCAUGAUGUCUAUUGCAUUUAAAGAAGGUUUAAAAAUCCCACCACCUGCUAUGCAAGAGAUAAUCCUGGCAGCAAAUCAGGACAUCAGACAGGUUUUACAUAAUCUUAAUAUGUGGUGUGCAAAAGAUAAAUCGUUGACUUAUGAUGAGGCUAAAACAGAUGCCAGCAGAGCCAAAAAGGAUAUCAAACUGGGCCCUUUUGAUGUUGUCCGGAAGGUUUUUGCUACUGGAGAGGAGGCUUCUCGUAUGUCUCUUAUAGACAAAUCAGAUCUUUUCUUCCAUGAUUAUUCCCUAGCACCUCUCUUUGUCCAAGAGAACUACGUACAUGUGAAACCAGCUGCUGCUGGAGGAAAUCUGAAAAAGCACUUAGUGCUCUUGAGUAGAGCAGCUGAUAGUAUAUGUGAUGGUGAUAUAGUGGACAAACAGAUUCGUAGCAAGCAAAACUGGAAUCUUCUUCCAACACAGGCCAUUUAUGCAAGUGUUCUCCCAGGGGAGCUGAUGAGAGGUUACAUGUCCCAGUUUCCUGUCUUUCCCAGCUGGCUGGGGAAAUUUUCAUCCACAGGCAAACACGAUCGUAUCAUUCAAGAACUGGCAAUGCACAUGAGCCUCAGAACCCAGAUGUGCAAGAGGACAGUAAAUAUGGAGUAUCUGUCAUAUUUGCGGGAUGCGCUUGUCCAGCCCUUGAAAGACUUCGGAGCAGAUGGUGUACAAGAAGCUAUAACGUUCAUGGACUCUUACUGCUUGAUGAAAGAAGAUAUUGAAAAUAUCAUGGAAAUAAGCACGUGGGGAGGCAAACCCAGUCCUUUUUCAAAGCUGGAUCCCAAGGUCAAAGCAGCUUUUACACGUGCCUACAACAAAGAGGCACAUCUGACUCCAUAUUCACUUAAUUUUGUCAAGACAUCUAAAAGGCAGUCGGGAUCUGCGGUGACCUUAGAACUGAAUGAAGACUUGAAUGUGGAAGAGAUCCAAUCCGAUGAGGAUGAGCGAGAUACUGUUGAAAAUGAUGCAAUGAUUAAGCAAAAAAAGGCGAAGUCUUCCAAGCUGCCAAAAAGAGAGAAAAGUGAAGAAACAACAAAAAAAGAAGGGAAGAGAAAAGAGAAAACAAGACAUCAAACAGAAUAAAACCUUGCUGUGGAUGCAGCUUUGCUUAUCUAACUUCUGGCAGGAACAGGAAAUGGAUCCAGUGCUGGAGCUGGGGAAGUAGAACCAGUGAGUUGAAAAUGCUCCUCUUAUAGAGGUGAUGUAGCUACUGUACUUUCACACUAUGCCGUGCUGUACUUACUCUUAACGUGCUACAACGUUACAAGCUAUAAAUACCCUUGUGCAACAAACACUGGGGUGCAUGAAUAUGAUGAAAACGCAAUGCUUAGUUACCUGGCAUUUAUGCUAAGUCUUCCUAGGACCUCACUUUUUUUCCUAAUAAAUCCCCUGAUAUUAUGUGGUCAACUCUUGUAAAUAGUACAUGAUGCAAAAAGCCCCCAAACCUAAAUUGCGUAUUUGUACAUUGUAGAAAUUAAGCAGUGUAUAAAAUUCCAAUAAAAUGUUUCACAGGAGUCUUUUAAAGUUUUGGUUAAGUUCACGGAGUGUUCUGUCUCUCUCCCCCUCUCUUUCCUUCUAAGGUUUUGGCUUUCCUGCAUGUGCAGGAUGUGGUGGUACUGUUUUCCUACAACUUCUCUUUUGUUCAGUUAGAGACACAGGAAAGCAGUGAGGGAUUUAGUUCCAAAACCUGAGGAGCCCGUGCUUGUAUGAGCUGUAUCUUUAAUCAAAACCAGAAAGGAAUACUUAAAAAGAAAAGUUUAAUAGAAAAUAGUCAUAAAAGUUCAGAACUGAUGCUAAAAAAAGAGAACACUGAGGGGGGUGUUUUGCCACUCCCCUUGGUUUGUCUUUGGUGCAGAUAAAAUGCAAAUUUUGUUUGGUAAGAAGAGUUAUCCGUUUUAUUACUAUAAUAAAUCAAAGUACAAAAUUUAUCAAAAGCUAAAUAUUUACAGGCUAUCACAAAAUAGAAGUGACAUGGUGGUGGUUGUUAUGAAAUCAGUGGGAAAAGAUGUAUAAUGUAGUGAUGGAGCUUUCCUUGCUGCUUGCCAGACAACACCUGCAGUUCUGAAAAUAAACAGAGGUGGUUAGUCGUAGCCCAGGAUAUAAAGACUGUGAUAGCAAACUACGUGGUUUUCUCACAGUGGAAAAAAAUAAUUAACAAAAAUAAUAAUGUCACUUGUAUGUUACUUUGACCUAUAGCUAAGUUUUCACAUAAGGUUUUUCUGCACUAGUAAAUGUGCCUUCAAAUGUCAAAAGCAAGGAAGAACUUUAACUUGUUGUCAGUUACCAUUCCUUUAACAAAACCGAAGUCUUGGAUCCAAGUGUGUGGUAUAAACAGAGCAGUGGUCUUGGAAAUACCAGUAUCCAAAGCCAAUACUAUGUUGUUGUUACCCUGUGAUAGAUUCUUAUAUUCUGUUAAACAUUAGAAGCUAAGACCAUGUAACCUGCAUUUUAGAUCUGCUCCUUCCAGUGAGCAUUUCUCCCUCUUCCUACACUUAAACACUUGUUGGUAGAUCUGUAGAAAGAUUUGAUGAUGUGGAUUUGACAUCUGCAAACUGUUCUCUGUGCUACCAAAGCACAAUUGGUGCUCAGGAACAUGUUCCCAACCAGAAUGUGUUGCAGAUAACGUCAUCAUAGAGGUGAACUGGUUUAAAGCCUCAUUUAGCAACCAGGUUAGUUGCAGUAGCAAAACCGACCAGUGUUUACAUGCCUGAGGGCAAAGAGGGCAUAGAGCUGGGCCUUGGUAUUCUGAGGCAUAGGCCCAGGCUGUAGGUUAGAUUCUUGAACGCUGCGUUGCCCUUGCAGGGAAAAACUCCCGCUGUCCUCUAGUAAAAAGUUCAGGCUCCAGCACAUACCUCAAUUUAUUGGUCUCCAUCUUCUGGUUUGAGGUACUGUGUGCAAUCAUUUAUUUUCUUAAGAUGAGCAAUGUUAAUCCGUUCAGAACACAUUGGACAGAUGUUUUCAGUCUGUAACAUGCUGUUUUAAAGGAAGGGUGAUUGGUCAAAGGAUAAUUCUAACAUUUUUCAAAGGAACAGCUGGGUCUGAGCAGAAAGCAUUGAGCAAAGUUCUGACCUGUGCUACAUAACAACACAGGUCAGAGCAACAGCUGCUUCUGUCUAGGCAGAGCAAAGGUUGGUUUGGGACCUAACAUCACAACAGGAAGGCUGCAGGAAAAUUGGGCAAUUAACACACAUGCAAAGGAGCUUGGGCUAGAACAUGAAGCCUGUACAGCUUCAGCCAUCUGAACAGAGCUACCCCUUCCCAUUAUUGCACAGAGGAUUACUGGGGAGAAGAUAUUAUUGCUGCCUCAAUGUGUACCCAACACUGGGGGUAUUUUCUUUGUUUUUGUGACUGCUGCUGUGCCUGUGUUUCCUGUAGUCCAUAUCAGGUCUUCUCCCUGGAAGGAGCUGAGAACUUCCACAACCCCCCAUCCAUCUUCACGAUGGUUCCUGUGGUUGGAGCCCUGCAUCUCUGAGUUCUUUCUUUAGCCUAGUUUUUGGUCCACUUUGAAGCUAUGUUCUGUAUGUUAGAUGAAACUUCCAAGUAAGGCAGAUUCCUCUUUCACCCUCUGCCCCACCCUGGGCUGUUACAUGUUUUUAGUACCAAAUGAAACACUUUGCUGCUAAAAUAUGAACAAACAUUAGAAUCCUGCAACAGAACAGAAAACAAAUUCCAACUUACUUCUUGAAUUCUGAAUAGAGGGCAGGGAAGUCACAGUGUGGGCAGACUGUCCAGUCAUCCCGAACCAUAUGCCGACCCUGCAGGCAAAAGUCACAGGUAAUUAAAGGGCAUGUGCUUUCCUAGCACACUGGGUAUUUGGUUUUGUACCUGUUCUUGUGGAAAAGUCUCAGCAACUGAGUUGUAAAGAUUUUGAGUUAGAAAAAGCAAAACCAUAAUAGUGUUACUGUAGUAACUACAAAAGGAGCUCUCAGUGAGAGGCAGUGUUUUUGUUACAAUUCCCAUUCCUCUUUUAAAGAAGGAAAUGUAAGACUGUAUCGACUUACAAUUUUGAAAAUGCUUUUAGUUUGUCAAUUCUAGAAUGUUACCUGUGGAUAAAUCUGCUGGGACUUUUGCUGUUGCUUAUGACAUUCAAAAAAUGUCCCCAAAGCCACAUCACCUGAGCCCAGGAGGUCACAUUCAAUGCUGUCAAGUGACUGCCUUGCACUUGCCUCUUCAAACAGAAAUUAGUUCCUCUCUCUAGGUAUGGUUCACUAAUUUGCUUUUGAUACAAAUAAUUCAUAUGUACCUUUUCACUACCAUGAAACACAACAGCACCUUGAACUACAUGGAGAGAUUUAUGUUUUAAUAUGAUGUGCAAGAGUAGGCUUUUGACACUGACUCUUGUAAGAUACUUAAAAAUGUUGCAUUCCUGCUGAUGUUACAAAUACCUGUGAUGUAAAUGAACUAUAACCAAGAUGGAGCCUAAAUAAAUAAUGUGAAAUAUACAUGAAUAUGUACAUUACAUUUGGCCCAUAAGCUAUAUUUAAAAGCCUUGGGUUUUUUUGUUUAGAAAUGUUACCUUAAAUAUACUGGUCAUCUUAUUCUGCUAAACCAAUAGAGUAAAAAAAAUAGAUAACUGCUAUGAAUAUUUUUUUGUGUGACUAUGACUUAAUUAAAACUAAAGAAUUAAGAAUGCUAA